This is a messenger RNA of Acanthamoeba castellanii str. Neff, 903 nucleotides long. Its product is annotated as chitinase domain containing protein 1, putative. Gene Ontology annotation, molecular function: oligosaccharide binding; chitin binding. Gene Ontology annotation, cellular component: extracellular region. The record is from RefSeq and is a predicted model, not a curated record. Gene Ontology annotation, biological process: carbohydrate metabolic process. The coding region runs from base 1 to 903 and encodes 300 amino acids. Lineage: Eukaryota; Discosea; Longamoebia; Acanthamoebidae. The transcript is spliced from 7 exons.
AUGGAGCGCAAAUUGGUGAAGGAGAAUCCUACGGCUAAGAGCAUCGUCAACCAGCACAAGAAGUACAGCACUGAACAAGCCUCCGUGAAGAACUUUGAGAACCCCACCCUCAGCCUGCUUGCUAACCUGCACUGUGCACCAGACGACCGCGGCGAGUCGAAGGUGCAGCUCACCGGACGGCACGACGUCGACCAGGGCUGGCUGAAGGACGUGCGCAACGUUGUGGAGAACGCAACCGCUCCGCUCAUUGUACCGCGGUUCAUGUUCCACGGCUGGCUGCUCGAAGACUACCAGCAUCUCUUCGCCGAGCAGACCCUCAUCAACCAACUCAUCGCCCUGCUCGUCAGGGAAGCCCAAAACUUCGAUGGUCUUGUGUUGGAGCACAACUUCGUGCUCAACACUCAGAUCUCGCCGUUCAUCAUCGGCCUGGCCAACGAGUUGCAUGAGCUGAACAAGAAGAUCAUUCUGGUCAUUCCGUACAUUGACGGAUUCUCACUCAUGACCUACGACUAUUCCAACCCGCAACGGCCUGGCCCGACCGCGCCGCUGUCGUGGGUGACGCAAAACGUGCUCCGACUGCUGCCACCGGACCACCGGACCAGCGGCAACCAGCUGGGCCACAAGAUCCUCAUGGGCAUCAAUUUCUACGGCUACGAGAAUGCAGAGGCCGUCAUCGGGUCGCGCUACAUCAAGAUGCUGACUUCCUACAAGCCCAAGCUUGUGUGGCACGCUGCGCACCAUGAGCACUCCUUCACUUACAAGAAGGGCGAGGAGGAGCACACUGUCUUCUACCCAACGCUCAAGUCGGUACACGACAAGUUGGAGCUGGCGCGAAGCUUGGGUGUGGGCAUCUCGAUAUGGGAGAUCGGUCAGGGCCUCGACUACUUCUACGACCUGCUCUGA